GACCGGCAGGAGAAGGGCGGCCCCGCCGGCAGGGCGGCCGCGCCCCCGACAGGCUCGCGCUCUGCCCCCCGGGACGAUCGGCCCCUCGGGGGCGGCGCCAGCGCCGCCGGGCCCGCGGAGUUCGACGACGCCGAGGGGCGGAUCGCGUGCCGGAUCUGCAGCCGGAAGUUCGCGCUGGACAGGGUCGCGAAGCACCAGGCCAUCUGCCAGAAGCUGAGCAAGAAGCCGCGCAGGGUCUUCCAGGUGCAGCGCUCCUACUGCGCCGGCGGCUCGGAGGGCGACGUCAUCGGCGUGGCCGCCGCCGUCAGCAGCAAGGGCAAGGCCCGAGGCAUGGCCGGCAGCAUCCAGAGCGGCCUGGCCUGCAAGCCCGCGCCGCCGCCGCCGCGGACCAACUGGCGCGAGGAGAGCAUGGCGCUGCGGCAGGCCAUUAAGGCCUCCAAGGGAGCGCCGCCGAUGCCCCAGUGGGGCGCCGCGGGCGCCGUCCCAGGCGGCGCCCGAGGGCGCCCCUCGGGCGGGGCCCGGCACG
This is a messenger RNA of Prorocentrum cordatum, 526 nucleotides long. Lineage: Eukaryota; Dinophyceae; Prorocentrales; Prorocentraceae. The record is from the annotation of a GenBank genome assembly.